UGGGAGAGAGCGUAAAGAAUUUAUGUAUAUUAUGGAAACACUGCAAAUACUGAAAUUAUUUUUAAAAUGAUUCAGAUGAACAGAUUCUUUACUUCAUUACACGAAUGACACGAUGGUUAGUUAAAACAUAAUGAGAUAUAAAACAGAAUUAUUUAUAGAGCAAAACAUGGUGAAAAUGAUUUUAUAUAUGGUGGUAUUGUGCUGUAUACAGCAGACAAUAUAUAAAUUUCGAGUGUAAAGUUAAACUUCCAACCAUCCGUAAAUUCCAAAAUGAGAUUAGCAAAAGAGACAAAUAAGAUGCGUAUUGGCCCUGAGGCAAGGUCUGUGAGUUGAGAAAGGCUUUCAUCGACUUAUCUUACCAACAUCGAAUAAUCUCGUGUAUCGAAAGAUGAACAACACAACUCUUCUCGAAAAUACGACGAGUUCAGUGCUGGAACAGGAGGCCGAGGCUGUCCGUCAUCCACUGUACAUCGUCCUCCCUGUGACUCUAAUCUAUUCCAUCAUCUUCCUGACUGGAGUUCUGGGCAACGUCAUCACAUGCAUAGUGAUCUCAAACCAUAAGUCUAUGCAUACCGCAACAAAUUACUAUCUCUUCAGUCUGGCCAUAUCUGAUUUGCUGCUUCUGAUAUCAGGUCUUCCUCAAGAGAUGUACAACACAUGGUAUACAUGGAGUAAUCCGUAUCCAUUUAAUAAAACCAUGUGCAUACUCCAGGGAUUCGCCGCUGAGACAUCCGCCAACGCUACUGUCCUCACGAUUACAGCCUUCACAGUGGAAAGAUACAUGGCCAUUUGUCACCCAUUCCUGUCGCACACCAUGUCGAAGCUCUCCCGAGCAAUUAAGUUCAUCUUGGCAAUUUGGGUGCUUUCCAUGUGCAUGGCCAUGCCACAGAUUUGGAACUUAGGCUUAACAAAGGAACAAUAUUGUAUGCCGAAGGAGGAAUCUUCCAAACACAUUUUCCUCAUUUCCACCGUGCUUGUUUUUGCCUUUCCAAUGGUCGUCAUAACCGUGCUGUAUGUGCUGAUAGGAUUACAAUUGAGGAAGUCUAAAGUUGUGACAAGAGGUACAGUUGCUGGCAGCAGUGUGAGAUUGAAGAGCAGCACAUUCAAGCGGAGAGCGCAACAAACAAUCAUUACGACUGUUGAUCACCAGCACUCUCCACUCACGAUGAAGUCGCUCCAAACGCAGCCAAACAUGAUGCCGUACCAAUUUCCUGAGGCAACAGAUGGACUCGGUGGCAACGGAAAUCUUCCUGACCUAAACUCGCACAAGAAUCCCACGAAUGGGGCGGUGGACGAGGAGGGCAGGAAGAACUUCUCAACCCGCUCGCAGAAUUACGCUUCCAGGCAUGUGGUGAAUAUGCUAGUGGCCGUUGUCGUGGCAUUCUUCAUAUGCUGGGCUCCUCAGCAUUCCCAGCGUCUCUUCUCUACCUACGCUCAGGAGAACAACAAUGAGCAAGUAUACAUAACUAUCUAUCAAACAAUGACUUACACGUCUGGCAUCCUGUACUACCUAUCAACGUGUAUCAAUCCAUUUCUCUACAGUAUAAUGAGUUAUAAAUUUCGGGAGGCCUUCAAGGAGACCAUCGCCUUCUCCCUCCAUCGACGCUCAACACGUCCCGGGCGCCAAGAUGACUGCAAAUCAACAUAUCAAUUAUGUUCGUUGGCAAAUCAUUCAGACGGUUUUGUUUGUUCAAAUCACAGGCGAAGACGUUUGGAGAGUGUAUAGAUAAACAUCACGAA
This is a messenger RNA of Phlebotomus argentipes, 1740 nucleotides long. Its product is annotated as pyrokinin-1 receptor-like. The transcript is spliced from 8 exons. Lineage: Eukaryota; Metazoa; Arthropoda; Insecta; Diptera; Psychodidae. The record is from RefSeq and is a predicted model, not a curated record. Gene Ontology annotation, biological process: neuropeptide signaling pathway. The coding region runs from base 389 to 1726 and encodes 445 amino acids. Gene Ontology annotation, cellular component: plasma membrane. Gene Ontology annotation, molecular function: neuropeptide receptor activity.